AGCGCGGAUCCGCGCAACUUGCACUGGAGUGAAGACAAGAGCCGGUUUGGGUUCAAGAUGCUGGAGAAGAUGGGGUGGAGCGAGGGCAAGGGCCUGGGCGCAAACGAGGACGGCCGCAAAGAGCAUACGGCUUUUUCUGAGCUGCUGUCGCGCCUGAACUCGGACUCGGCAACGCCGUCUGACGCUCCAAAGGCCGAAGCGAAGAACGCCCGCCUGAAUCGCCUUAGCCAUCGCACAAAGUUCCGCAACAUGAAGCGCAUGGCGAUGCAGGACGACAAGGCACUGUAUCCUGAUUCUGAGAGGCAAUCAGGCGAGAGCACGCCGUCGCUGCAGACAGAGAUUGUGGAUUCUGGCGUUAACGUUGCGGAUUACUUUGCGCAGAAGAUGAGGAGCAAUCCGGCGUUGGCAGGCGAUUUAUGGACUCGCACCGAGAGAAGAAGGACAAGUCGGAAAAGAGGGAGAAGAAGAGCAGGAAGGACAAGAAGGAGAAAGCGAGAAGAGCAAGAAGGACAAGAAAUCCAAGGACAAAAAGCACAAGAGCAAGUCUAAGUCGACAUAGCCUGGCAGACACUCACAACUCUGUUUGGGAAUAAAUGCCAUGUAUUCAUCGUCA
This is a messenger RNA of Linderina pennispora, 613 nucleotides long. RefSeq lists its product as uncharacterized. The coding region runs from base 58 to 549 and encodes 163 amino acids. NCBI's taxonomy places the organism in Eukaryota, Fungi, Kickxellomycota, Kickxellomycetes, Kickxellales, Kickxellaceae. The transcript is spliced from 6 exons. Gene Ontology annotation, molecular function: nucleic acid binding. The record is from RefSeq and is a predicted model, not a curated record.